AUGCUGGCUGAUAUCGGCUACAAGGAGAUUGAGGUUUCCUUCACUUCCACUUUGCAGGCUGAUUUUGAUUUUAUACGCCGCCUGAUUGAGACACCUGGAGCUAUUCCCGACGAUGUCUGGCUGCAGCUGGUCCGGCCCCUCACCAAGGACGACCCUUCCACGUCCGGCACUGAAUGGGCCUUUGAGUGCAGCCCUGAGACCUUCUCUGAUACUGAGCCCAGCUUCGUCCUCCAGGUCUGUGAUGCUGUCAAGGCUGCUUGGGGGCCUUCAGUGGAAAAUCUCAUCAUCUUCAACCUGCCCACCACAGGAUCUAAAUUUCCGGCACCCGUGACACCCAGCAAGACACCCGUCACAAAGGAUCUCAUGCGUGUGCUUAAUGAAGGGAGUUUAAAGCUUGAGAGCCGCGGCAACGGUCCUAUUUCCAGUUUGGGCAACCCCCUGAGAGGCGUCGAUGUCAAUUUGGAUGUCCAUUACUAUAAGGAACACGCUAUUGUAGGGUGUAUGGCGGCUGGAAGCAGUAUGAAAGUAUGGGGUGUGGGUAUUCACGAAGAUGCGAGUGUGUAUGGUCACCUUGCUGAGGUGAAUCUGAAUGGCAAUGUCAGCAAUGUGAAUGGAUCUACCUAA
Molecule: messenger RNA, 624 nt
Organism: Trichoderma asperellum CBS 433.97
Lineage: Eukaryota; Fungi; Ascomycota; Sordariomycetes; Hypocreales; Hypocreaceae
Source: RefSeq, a predicted model, not a curated record